UAAGAGCAGUGUAUAAGAUUUAACUUUCAGUACGGAACACAUCGAAUUCCACGGUGGUCGUGUUCAGAGCAAAAAUGAAAGUGUUUGUUGGAGUGUUUCUGUGCAUUUUGAUUGUUCGCGAAGCUCGUUUACAGAUUUCACGAUGCCGCAAUCCCAACCAGCGUACUGGAAUUUGUGUGGAUAUAGCCCGGUGUUCGCCACUAAAUUCCGGGCGGAUGAAGACCCCUUCGCAGUGGCAAUUCAUUGAUGCCUCUCGUUGUUAUAGCCCGGACAGUAGGACCUUCGUUUGCUGUACUGAUGAUAUCGACUUUAAAAGAAGACUUGUUGCUCGUCCAAACGGCGGAGGAUAUAAUUCGCCUCCACAGCAAUAUGGCGGAGGAUAUAAUUCGCCUCCACAGCAAUAUGGCGGAGGAUAUAAUUCGCCUCCACAGCAAUAUGGCGGAGUAUCUAUUUCGCUACCACAGCAAGAUACUUGUGGAGGUGAUAUCGUUAGCCUCUUAAUUUUCGAAGGCAAGCAAACAGUUUUAACUAAAUUUUCCUGGAUGGCUUUGCUGGAGUACCUUUCCCCAGACGGAGAAUAUCUGGAACCCAAGUGCGCGGGCUCACUCAUCAAUAAUCGCUACGUUUUAACAGCAGCUCACUGCUUGGAACCAGUCAACGCAAAACUUGUCUCUGUGAGGUUGGGCGAGCAUGACACUCGUACAGACCACGAUUGCCAAGGAAGAAUAUGCGCACCAGGCGUUAUAACGGUGCCCAUUGAAGAGAAAUUUUCUCACGAAUCCUAUUAUGCCGGAUCCAACAAUUUUUUGCACGAUAUUGCCAUAAUCCGCUUGGCGCAUGAGGUUGCCUAUUCGCCCACAAUUCGGCCAAUAUGCCUUCCCUCCACUGUAGGCGGUGUGACAUUGCGACCCGGUCAGCAGCUGACCGUGGCAGGAUGGGGUCGCACUCAGAAUGGCUUACCAAGUCCCACUAAACUUGAGGCCCAUGUCGACUAUUGGGCUUACGAUAUGUGUCGUAGGAGAUACUUAUCUGAGUACAUCGCCUUGGCACCCAGUCAAAUUUGCGCCUUAGGUAAAGGUGACAGCUGCGAAGGGGAUUCGGGUGGACCACUGAUGGCAUACCGUCAAGGUACUUGGGUCCUGCAGGGAAUUGUGUCCUUUGGUAAAACUCAUUGCGGACAAGUAGGUUGGCCAUCGGUUUACACGAACGUUACUGCAUAUGAUGACUGGAUUAAGGGAAAAAUGAGGCCUUAAAAGGGUUAAGUUUACUUGUGGGACUUAACAAUACAGUAAAUGAUUAUGUAUUA
This is a messenger RNA of Drosophila gunungcola (fruit fly), 1306 nucleotides long. RefSeq names its product serine protease 7. Gene Ontology annotation, molecular function: serine-type endopeptidase activity. Lineage: Eukaryota; Metazoa; Arthropoda; Insecta; Diptera; Drosophilidae. The transcript is spliced from 3 exons. Gene Ontology annotation, biological process: proteolysis. The record is from RefSeq and is a predicted model, not a curated record. The coding region runs from base 75 to 1253 and encodes 392 amino acids.